AUGCCGGUUUACUGUUUCUAUUAUUGUGUUAUUUAUUUAGACAUAUGGGUAAAUGAAUUAAAAUGGCUUCCAAACAAUCAGGUCUUAAUCUCCUUACACGGUCCACCUACCGAUAAAUGUAUACAACAGGGGAUAGAGAUUGUUUCAGAUUUUAAGUUUUAUAUCCUAAACAAAGUUCCCUACAUUCUUUGGAAUGAACGAAGAUGGAUAAACGGGUACACUGAAAAUAAUAUUUCAGGAGGGAGAGAUGGUAAAGACUGUAGUAAGUUGUAUGAAGGAGCUGUCGAUCACGAGUUGACCAGUACUUAUGAUCCCAAUGAGUUUGCUUCACCGGGACAAAAGGUCGCGUUGGAGAUGUGGCUGUAUGGUAAUUGUCGUUAUAAAGGUGAUACGCAUUGUGAUGCUUGCAAAAUAUAUAAAUAUUAUGACUAUAACCCACCGAAAUAAAAUGGAUUCUUUUAUCUUUUCAUUAACAACUAACGCAGCCGGGUCCCCAUGUGCAAAAAACAAAUUCUCAAAAAUACAUUAUUUAAUAAUUAAGUAUAAUCAUAUUAAAUGAAAUUCAUUUCGCUUUUACUUUUUCUUCAAAUUCAAAUGUUUUCAAAUUAUCAACAGAAAAAAUUAAAUUUGAUAUUAUCACUUGGCGUAAACCUUCCUCAAAAGAAUGGUUUUCAGAUAAAUAUAUCCGCCAUUAUUUAUUACCAGGAUAAACAAUGAAUGCGCCUUCCUGUUAUUAUAAAUAAACUUCAUUUUUAAAAUCAAAAAAAAAAA
Molecule: messenger RNA, 771 nt
Organism: Rhizophagus irregularis DAOM 181602=DAOM 197198
Lineage: Eukaryota; Fungi; Glomeromycota; Glomeromycetes; Glomerales; Glomeraceae
Source: RefSeq, a predicted model, not a curated record